UCGUCGUACUUGAAAUCUAAUACAAUGGAUGAUGCCCUCCAAUUCCUCCGCGACAACCCUUCAGAAAAGCCUAUAACCGCUGCACGAAUAUUCAAUAUAAAUGCGAAGACCCUCAAUACGAACCUCCGACGAGCGAAACUCAAAGCCCAGGCACCAAACCCUAUUUACGGAGGCCAGAAUAAGAUACUUUCAGAGGCACAAAUCAAGGCUAUAUACAAAUAUGUAGAGGAUUCAUAUUUUGCGGGCUAUGGGGCGUCAAAAGCGAUGGUUUUUACAGCAAUUGGCCACUUGCGGGCAGCGGAAAUACCGCCUAAACCAGCACCUUCAUGGCGUUGGUUUCAGAGCUUUAUAAAGAGCUCUUCGAUCCUCUUUCGAGUUGUCAAAACGAAGCCAAUUGCACGAGUCCGAGUUACGACCCAUGAUAUUUCUGCGGUACAAGACUGGGGAUGCGCUUUUGUCAACAGCGCAAGAGAGAGACAUAAUCGAGUCCGAGGUAGCGCAAGAACAGUGGUCGGCGAAAGCGAGUUGAAGCCUGAAAGCGAGUUGAAGCCUGAAAGCGAGUUGAAGCCUGAAAGCGAGUUGAAGCCUGAAAGCGAGUUGAAGCCUGAAAGCGAGUUGAAGCCUGAAAGCGAGUUGAAGCCUGAAAGCGAGUUGAAGCCUGAAAGCGAGUUGAAGCCUGAAAGCGAGUUGAAGCCUGAAAGCGAGUUGAAGCCUACCAGAUAUCAUAACUAUGUAGAAUCUAAUACAACCACUAUCUAA
Messenger RNA from Pseudogymnoascus destructans, 759 nucleotides. RefSeq lists its product as uncharacterized. The transcript has 2 exons. The record is from RefSeq and is a predicted model, not a curated record. NCBI's taxonomy places the organism in Eukaryota, Fungi, Ascomycota, Leotiomycetes, Thelebolales, Thelebolaceae. The coding region runs from base 25 to 759 and encodes 244 amino acids.